Messenger RNA from Myxocyprinus asiaticus (Chinese sucker), 3123 nucleotides. Its product is annotated as tribbles homolog 2-like. Gene Ontology annotation, cellular component: nucleus. NCBI's taxonomy places the organism in Eukaryota, Metazoa, Chordata, Actinopteri, Cypriniformes, Catostomidae. The transcript has 4 exons. The record is from RefSeq and is a predicted model, not a curated record. Gene Ontology annotation, biological process: protein phosphorylation; positive regulation of proteasomal ubiquitin-dependent protein catabolic process; regulation of MAP kinase activity. Gene Ontology annotation, molecular function: protein kinase activity; ATP binding; mitogen-activated protein kinase kinase binding. Bases 1115 to 2158 code for a protein of 347 amino acids.
GUGUUGCUUGCUUUCAUUAAUGUUCGUGCAUUGCUUUGUUUAUUUUUUUAAUGCAUUUUCCCCCGCUAUUAAACUAAAAUACUGCAUGUACCGCAUAGCUCGCGCUGCAAUGUGGACGUCACAAAAACAUGCGCUGCUUUUGAACAUUUGUCGAAAUAUUAAGGUCAAUUCAGAGGUGUUUACCGUUUAAAUUUCGGAAGACGAGUCCUUUUACGGCACGCUUUCUGUUUCAACUUUAACAGUAGUGCGUAGCCUACUAUUGCGAAGCUCUGUACUAGAUGUCGUCAGACCCGAGGGGGCGGAGCUAACAUGUCGCAAUCUUAUUAAGAACAGCAUCAUCGAGUCAGGCUGGUGUAACACAUCUGAGCAUAUUAGACGUGUCUAGCCAAAUUGAGAAUUUACAUUCGGACGGUCAGGCUGGGUGCCACGUUUGAUGUGUGAUCUAAAGGAAACAUUAUUACAAUUCAAAGGAUAACUAGACUGCAACAAAAGACCAGCCAAAGGAGUACUUCUGCGCUAUCACUAAUUCGGACGCGUCCUCUGGUUCAACUUUCUUUGGACAAUUUUCUAUUUGUCAAACUUACAGUUAUCUAUAUUAAACACCACGUUACAGAGCUUUCUUUUUUCCAGGGCAACGCCGCGAAGGAUAUUGAACGUUAUCUGGCCAUUCAGGGACGUUCGUGAAAACCAAAAAAGCAAAGGAAAUAUUGUCCAUGCAAGACGCGUUCAUUCAGCGGGAAUAAGGAACAAAGACAUUCGUGUUAACAACAAGCGCUCUCCGGUGGGUCAGUUUACUUACAGAUGUGAAGAGAACAAAAAAAAGGCAAAGUUUACGACAGAAAAAAAAAGCGCAUUAAUGUCUGCAAAACACUUCAAAGUCGGAGAUCUUUCUAAGUCAUAUACUGUCCAAACUGACGAAUUUGUAUUUGUUUUUCCUUGGCAAAGAUUUUUUUCCAUUUUUGACUACAUUUAACAACUUCUCCGUCUUCGCUGCAUCACAUUUUCUGUUUUCCCUUUUGGAAAUGUUCUCUGACAACUAGACCGAACUAAGUGCGCCCGUAGUUUUCAUUGUUCUGUUUUGGAGAGGAGUGGGUCCUUUGUCUCAAGCAGCGAGAUGAGUAUGAACCUGUCAACUCCAACACCUCCACUGAGACUGAAGCGAGUAGACUUUGAGGACUCUCACAACACCGACACCUUCAAAUGCAAGCGCCGCAGGCUCAGCCAGCCUCCCUCCCCUGGUCUCGUUCCCUGUCUUCGCCCCCUGUCCCAGACCCUGGAACAACAAGGCUCGGAGAAGCACCAUGUGUCCCGUAUCGGACCCUACAUUCUGCUGGAGGCCACAGAAGGAGCUCAAACUUUCAGAGUGGUUCAUCAUGUCACAGAACAGGAUUACACAUGCAAGGUGUUUUCAAUUAAGAAGUAUCAUGAGUUCAUCGCACCCUACACACGCCUGUUGCCGCACAACAAUAUCUGUAAGAUUUCGGAGGUGUUGCUGGGGGAGAACAACAUGUACAUAUUCUUUGAGCGUAACUAUGGGGACAUGCACUCGUAUGUGCGCAGCUGCAAGAGACUGCAGGAGGACGAGGCCGUGCGGCUGUUCAGCCAGAUGGCAGCUGCAGUCGCGCACUGUCACGAGAACGGCGUCGUUUUAAGAGACCUUAAACUGCGCAAGUUCCUGUUCACUGAUCCGCAGAGAACAAAGCUGGUCUUGCAAAACUUGGAGGAUUCUUGUCUGCUUAACGGCAAUGACGACUCGCUGACAGACAAACAUGGCUGCCCGGCCUACGUCGGCCCGGAGAUUUUAAACUCGCAACACUCAUACUCUGGGAAGGCUGCCGACAUAUGGAGCCUUGGUGUUGUUCUUUACACCAUGUUAGUUGGACGUUACCCAUUUCAGGAUGUGGAACCCACAGCACUGUUCAGCAAAAUUCGUAGGGGUGCGUUCACCAUCCCCGACACUCUUUCACCCAGGGCUAAGUCUUUGGUGUGUUGUAUGCUAAGGAAAUGUCCUUCAGAGAGGCUAGAGGCUGGAGAUAUUCUUCUCCACCCAUGGCUGCACUGUAGCAACAAUAUAUCCCUCAGCCAGCACUCCAACACCAGACACUCAACGGAUCAGAUUGUCCCUGAUUUCAAACCGAGCAAGAGUGAAGAUUGCUAGUAAUUCCACAAGGGGUAAAUGAAAGCGCCUCCUUCAUUCCGUUUACUUCCCGGACGCCACAGGUGGUGGGGGGGGUGGGGAUGGGGAGUAACUGUGUUUUGUUACCUCUGAAAAUACCCAUUUGCGGUGAUCUCGUCAAGAAACGACACAUGCAGGGCUUGUGCUGUACAUGGGCUGCGAAAAACUUGCUUUCCUAGCAGAUUUUGAUUUAUGGCACAGUUUGGAUUAAGUCUAGAAAGAAAAUCAUAACUAAGUUCAACAGUAUUGCCUAAUUAGUGCAUGGAUUUCACCCAUUGUAAACGUGUUGUGGAAGCAGCUUUGUUGUGUCAAUUAAUAGUUUGAUACCUCUAACUUAAAUCCUGCAAUACUUGAUGCACACUGUGUGCCUUUAUGUACUGUUUACAUCAUUUUUUUGCAAUGGAAAAUUAUAGGUAUGACUAUUUAAAGUGCCUUUUCCCCCCCAGUAAAACAGCCGAUGUUGUUGUUGGACUUGAAGUACCAAAGAUUUGAGUUUUUCCCAGCUUGAGCCUGUGGAUCUGCAACAGAAGCAGAAGUGCUUGUUUCCUUUUCAUGUGAAGAAUUCAGAAGGCUUUUUUUUUUUUUCUCUGCCAGUUACAUCUGAUUCUUUGUAAAUGUCUUCAUCUAUUAGACUAUGUAUUUGUGCAGUAGAGCAGGUUCGACCUUGAAGGCUGUGGAGCAUAUAUUGACAUGCACCACAAGAAAUGUCCAUAUAAUGGUUUCGCAGUGUACCUGUAGAGCAAAACAAAAGCUUAACAUACACUUCGUUGGUGAUUCCUGCAUGCAGUGCUAUGACUUUUUUUUGUUGUUGUUAAAGUACUUGUCAAUUUGUAGAUUUCUUUUUGUUACUAGAGAGAAGCGGACACUACAUGUUGUUUCAAGGGUUGUUGUACCUUUAAGAUAAGUAUUUUGUUGUUGCCACAAAAAUAAAAAACCCAACAAGACUA